This is a messenger RNA of Acanthopagrus latus (yellowfin seabream), 3809 nucleotides long. It is a transcript of the gene nptx2b, whose product is annotated as neuronal pentraxin IIb. Bases 324 to 1658 code for a protein of 444 amino acids. The record is from RefSeq and is a predicted model, not a curated record. The transcript has 5 exons. NCBI's taxonomy places the organism in Eukaryota, Metazoa, Chordata, Actinopteri, Spariformes, Sparidae.
UAGAGGAGCUGUCCGAUCAGCGCCACUCUACGCGCUCGGUUUGUGCCAGGAAUAGUCCCGUUACAAGCCACAUUACCAGGGCUUACAGGGAGAGAGAGAGUCACCCCUGAUCCGAUUUUCUGCCCACACUUUUCUCAAUUUGGCCGCUCAGACAUGGCGUAGUAGUAGUUUUACCUGAUUUUGUUGUAGAUUUGACCCUUUUGGUGGGGGGGUGGACCUGUUUUGGGGUGCGCUUUUACGCACUAAAAGUUGAGAGUGGAUUACGUUAGAGAGAGUUUUGAUUGUUUAGUGUUUGGCUUUUUCCACUUCCCCCUCGACUUUCCAUGAGGGUAAACGCCGCCAUGUCUUCCCUCUGGUGCGGACUGUUGUGUUUGUGCGCGCUCGGCUGGAGUCAACUAGCGAGCGGCCAGCCGGACGAUGGGAAGAGGUACAUCUGCCGGGCAGUACCCCUCAGCGGCGACGCCAGCUGCCCCGUGACAUUAUUGCCCGAGCUGAACGCCGGGAGCCAGGAAGAGGAGCUCAGGAACACGGUCAUGCAGCUCCGAGAGACAAUUCUACAGCAGAAGGAAAACAUUUCCAAACAGCUCGGCACCAUCAACGAGCUGACCACCAAGCUGUCGCUCUGCGCCUCGGCCACCGACGACAGGAAGUACGACAAGGCGGGUAACUGGGGUAAAGAAAAGCAAAACACAAUGGGGGAUGUUCCCAGAGAUCCGAAUGACAGCAUCGAAAGCCUUGGGAAAACCAUGCAGGGGCUCAAGGACCGGCUGGAGAACUUGGAGCAACAUCAGAUGCGGGCCAACGCAUCCGGCGCCUCGUUCCCCAGCGAGCUCCGCGACCUGCUGCAGCGCCGGCUCGGGGAGCUGGAGAAGCAGCUCCUGAAGAAAGUCAGCAACCUGGAGGAGGAGAAGAGCAUGCUGUCCAACGCCACGGCCGCUUACAGGCUGAAGACGGAGAGCACGCUGAACGCCCUGGUGGAGAGGAUCAGUGAGCUGGAGAAAGGGGGAGGAGACUUCAAGUCCCCAGAGCAGUUCAAGCUCUCCCUCCCCCAGCGGACAAACUACCUGUACGGCCGCAUCACCAAGACCCUGCCAGAGAUGUACGCCUUCACACUCUGCAUGUGGAUCAAGUCCAGUGCCACUCCCGGCAUAGGGACGCCCUUCUCUUAUGGUGUACCAGGGCAAGCGAAUGAGAUCGUGCUGAUCGAAUGGGGCAAUAACCCGAUAGAGCUGCUCAUCAAUGACAAGGUUGCUCAGCUGCCCCUGGAGGUGCGUGAUGGAAGGUGGCACCACAUCUGCAUCUCCUGGACCACACGGGACGGCCAAUGGGAGGCUUUCCAAGAUGGUGAAAAGCUGGGAACUGGCGACAACCUGGCAGCCUGGCACCCCAUCAAACCGGGAGGAGUCAUCAUCCUGGGGCAGGAGCAGGACGUGGUGGGUGGGCGAUUCGACGCCGGACAGGCCUUCGUGGGCGAGCUGAGUCAGGUGAACAUUUGGGACCGCGUUCUGAAGCCGGUCGAGGUCCAGUCUAUGGCUAACUGCAGUUCUUAUAUGCCUGGGAAUGUGAUCUCCUGGCUAGCGAGCAACGUGGAAGUGUUUGGGAGGGGAGCGUUCAAGCGGCCCCUGGAGAUGUGUCAGGAGCGACUGCCCAAUGCUUAAAACCCAUCUGUACGCCUCUCUUUAGAUUAGCUGCUGUUUCCCAUCACUCAGCACCUUUUUGUAUUGUCUGCUCUCUGACCGCAGGGCUGCUUAUGGAUGUUGUGUUACAUUAAUGUUUAACAAAUUUUAUCUAUCUGCUUGGCUCAAAGAGUUGUUUGAAAUUUGUGACAGGGGUUGGGUUAGAUUACUUUAAAAUGUCGACAGUAACUGAAAAACAGAGUACUAGAGAUGAGCAAGUAUCUGCAUCUGUUCCAUCACCUAAAUUAUCUGUGUCUAGACUCGUACUCGGAAUGAGCGGGGCUGAAAGCAGAAGCGUGUGGGGCUAACAGGAAGUUGACAAAAAAGCCUGAAAAUGAUGUGGAUUGAUCAGAAGUUGCUAUAUUUGUUAUUUACUUGAAAGCUAUGAAGAGAAAAGCCUCAGAGCGGAGCUUCAGAUCAACGUUUUUGAUCAAAAGAGUGGGAGAAAUGUUUACAGAGCGAGUGUUUUAUACACUCGAAAUAGGGAAAUUCAUUCAGAUGCACAAUGAGAAUUUAGCACUAAUAUUGACACUUUUUUCUUGAUACACUAAUACUCAUUCUUAUUCAAAAGAACUUUAUCUGUGUCGGACAUCCCUUUUAACGGAGUGUUCAAUCAACCCUACAGAUAACUAACUAUAACAUGUGACGUGCUGUCAAAGAAAAAAAGAGGCCAUUUUAAAAGAGAUAAAUGUAAUCAAGUAAUCCUCGACUACAAUCUAAAUCCACAUUUUUUCUAAGGUAAUCUGGUUUAAUUUUUUGUAAUCUAAUUACUUAAUCCCUAUUACAUUUAAUCCGUAAAAGAGACCAACCCUGGGAUCUGUUCAAAUCAAAGCUGCUGUGAGCAUUGUUGUCAGUUUAGCCUACUUCCUGUCCGUUUUGCAGUGACUCGCCCCCUCCCUCCUCUCUACGUCACCACGCGAACGAGUGGGCAGGACCGCCCCUUUAAGGAGUUCUCUGUCCUGAUUGGAUAAAGUGGGCAGGGACAGAAAAUGGAAAAGAAAGUUUGAAGAAAUAUCACUUGCGGCAGCUUUAAAUGCCUGCAUCCAAAUUACAUAAUGUUUCCACAAUAACAUCCGUGGCUUUGUGAAUGUGUGGACGCACCAUAUUUCAAAUAGCGUGGAGGCUGAGCACCAUCAUCAGCUGGAGGCAAUUAGGGACUAUACGUAUUUCUUUACCAUUACUAAGGCACUUAAAUCGUUCAGUCCACCCACCUCCAUGGUUAAAGGUCCCCUCAGGUGUUGGUGCUAAGACGUAAUAGUCAUCCCUAUCUCCGCACUCACCGGCUUUGGAGUAAUGAGAAUCCACUCUAGUUCUGCACAGUUGCACGCAUGAACCGCUACCACUGCAAAUACACCGAGGUGCGGGCUAGCUUAGAGUUUGCAGGUGACAUGUGAGUUGGCGUUGCGUGCCACGGGAGUAGGAGGGAAGAUUAAAGGUCUGGCUAAUGUUAUGUCUGUUACUUAAUGAGGAAAUGGGCUUAGAGCCAACAUCGAUCAAACCUCUGACCCUGACAUGUUCAGUCAAUUUUAAGGGGAAUAUAACCGGUGAAGUACAAUAUGGCAUCUUAGCAGUCAUGGGCUCCUGGCUGGUAUGUUGGAGCAUGUGUGCAAUAGACUUAUUUCUCUGGUGGAAACAUACAUUGAUUUAGUUUUCUAGCUUAGCACUGAAUUAGAAAAACUCCACCCUUUUGGGAAGCUUCAUUCUUGGCAUGCAUAGCUGAUACCAGUGAUACUAGUGAGUCUAUCACAGUGCUCUUUUUUUUUUCUUUUUUUUUUUUUAACUUGCCUUUCCCGUUUGAACAAAAUCUAUUUAACUGGUGAAUCAUGUUGAAAAUAUAUUCAUUGCAUCAAUGUUGUGAAAUAUUUUUAUUUGUGAUUUGUGAUUUUGUUGCGGUGUCUAACCAAGCAGUCAACGGAAGAAGAAGACUUGUCAAAAAAGAUGUUUUAAAAGUACAUUUAUGUGUAGUGUGAUUUUCAUUAUUUAGUGUUUUUUAUUGUAAUCUCAAUUUUAAGCACAUAAAUGGUCUUAUUUAUUUAUUUAUUUUUUCUAAUGUGUCUUGUGGCCUUAUGGAGAAUUAAGUGCCAAUGAAUGUUCUGCAAAUGUUGACUUUGCCAAUAAAUCAAAAUGUGGAAA